Nerophis ophidion (straightnose pipefish) is the source of this 2176-nucleotide messenger RNA. RefSeq names its product craniofacial development protein 2-like. The record is from RefSeq and is a predicted model, not a curated record. Lineage: Eukaryota; Metazoa; Chordata; Actinopteri; Syngnathiformes; Syngnathidae. The transcript has a single exon. Bases 670 to 1323 code for a protein of 217 amino acids.
UUUACAUGACCCUUUGGAGAAUAAAAUAUAUAGUAAUCUGCAAGACUUGCAGUUAAAGACGGCAGCUAUUUCCAUUCCUUUUUAUUUAAUGGUCAUCCUUUUCAGGUAAAUGUAAAUUUAAUGGGGAAACUGCACUUUUUGUUGGGGUUGCAAUGCAAUCCUCAUGUAAGUUAAGAACACGUUUUUUUUUUUCUAUGCAUUCCAAUUUUUAAUAUACAGCAAGUUUGACGUGGCUAACAAUGCAGCUAAUAGGACUAAUGUAUUGUGCCCAUAAAGCCUUCUAAAGAAACAUCCAGAGGGCCAACAAUACUCCAUUUACAUCUUAUGACCUAAAUUUUAACCAAGUAUUAGCGAUAUUUAUAUUUUUGCUCUCCCUGUGCUGGUACCUUGCCGUGGUGGAGAGUCUUGCGUGUCUCAAUGACCCUUGAAAGCUAUACCGGUGGGGGAUCACAUGCCGGGCAGGUUUCAGGAUAGAGGCCAGACAGAAAUCAGCACCCGGUCUUCCAGUUUGGGGGUUGGGUGUGAGGUUAACAACCCCACCCUGUAAAAAAGCACCAUGUUACAGAAAAGACGAGAAGGAGCCAUUCCGGUACACUAUGGCGGAGAAGAGAGGGCGCAUCCUUGGAUGUAUCUACUGUAUGACGGGGCCGGGUGAAAGCCCGACUUCUGAUGACCCCGAUCUUCGAAACCAAAGCCAACACCAGAGUAAGUAUCUGGAACGUGCGCACACUGUUCCAGUGUGGGCGCAUGGACCAGGUGCUGAAGACUAUGAGGGACUAUCGCCUGGACAUCUUAGGCAUUAGUGAAAUAAGGUGGACUGGGCAGGGGCGCCUCGUGAUUGAUGGAGCAACCGUUGUUUUCUCUGGGAAGCAAGACCACCAUACCAAUGGAGUCGGGAUCAUCCUUUCCAACUGUGCGGCGCAAGCGCUAGUGGGAUGGAAACCGGUGAAUGAGCGCAUUGUCACAGCAAGGCUGUAUACUAGACGUGCCGGAGUCACCAUCGUGCAAGUCUAUGCCCCAACCGAGGUUGCCUCAGAAGAGCACAAGGGUUCUUUCUACAUCCAGCUCCAAGCCGUGUUUGAUGAGAUCCCCAGCUACGACAUAAAGAUGCUGAUUGGAGCCCUAAAUGCGGAAUUGGAUGGCGACAGAAGGGGCCUCAAUCCCCCAGUGGAACCAUAUGGAUCUGCAAGCUCUACCAAUGACAACGGGGAGAUGCUGAUGAUGAUGCUGAUGCUAGCCAGCACCAACGGCCUCAGCAUUGGCAACACGUUUUUCAAGCACAAACAGAUCCAUAAGAUAACAUGGGUUUCACCUGGGGGCUGAACCCAAAAUGAGCUGGACUACAUAUGCAUAAACACAAGGUGGGGUUCAUCACUGCUAGACGUUCGUGCACACACGGGUGCAGUUGUAGGCUCAGAUCACUUUCUUGUGGUGGGUAAAAUCAGGCUGAAGUUGAAAAAGGUGCAAAAAAUGCAGCUCAAGAGACCCUACGCAGUGGAAAAGCUUAAAGGCCUACUGAAACCCACUACUACCGACCACACAGUCUGAUAGUUUUUAUAUCAAUGAUGAAAUAUUAACAUUGCAACACAUGCCAAUACGGACGGUUUAGUUUACUAAAUUGCAAUUUUAAAUUUCCCGCGGAGUUUCUUGUUGAAACUUUGCGGAAUGAUGACGCGUGCGCGUGACGUCACGGACUGUCAGGAAAUAUUAGCGCAGCACUAUUUGCUGCUAAAAGUCGUCUCUUUUCAUCCCGCAAUUAAACCGUAUUCUGGAGAUCUGUGUUGCUGAAUCUUUUGCAAUUUGUUCAAUUAAUAAUGGAGAAGUCAAAGUAGAAAGAUGGAGUUGGGAAGCUUUAGCCUCUAGCCACACAAACACACGGUGAUUCCUUGUUUAAAAUUCCCGGAGGUGAAGCUUUACUAUGGAUCAGAGCGGUCAAGCGAACAUGGUCCCCGACCACUUGUCAACCGGCAGGUUUCGGUGAGAAAAUUGUUAAAAAGUCGCUUCUUACCGGAGAUCUGUGGAGUUUGCGCCGUCCUUGUAUCUGCCGUCGACUUCCCUCCAGACACUGGCCUCAAGACACCCGCGGACACACCCCUCCGACUAUCAGGUACUAUUUAAUCUCACUAAAACACUAGCAACACAAUAGAAAGAUAAGGGAUUUACCAGAAUUAUCCUA